Messenger RNA from Lycium barbarum (goji berry), 1167 nucleotides. RefSeq lists its product as uncharacterized. Lineage: Eukaryota; Viridiplantae; Streptophyta; Magnoliopsida; Solanales; Solanaceae. Bases 211 to 801 code for a protein of 196 amino acids. The record is from RefSeq and is a predicted model, not a curated record. The transcript has a single exon.
CUGGCUAGUCUUAGUCUUACUACUACUACUACCACUAUAUUUAACACCUUUCUUAAUACCUCAAAAAAGAUUAGAGCAUUUUCUGUAGCUUCAUUGACAAGUGACCCUCUUCCCCUUUCCAUCUCCCCUAAUCAAAACAGAGUAUGUGUGGCAAGUCCUCUAUUAUAACACUCUUACACCUACAAUAUCUCUCUUGUUCUGUCUUGAGAAAUGGGAGUAAAGUUAGCUCUUUUAAUCAUCAUGGCGAUGAUAAUAAUGGUUUUGGAAAAUGAGGGUAAUUUAGCAAGUGCAAAUGGAACAUGGGCAGGUUCAAAGUACCAGAUUGAAUGUACAAUGUGUGCAGCAUGUGACAACCCUUGUGCCACCCCAUCUCCACCACCACCAGCAACACCGUCUCCUCCUCCGCCGUCUUCCUCCAACAACUGCCCUCCGCCACCCUCUCCUCCCUCCUCCGGCGGUGGCAAUAACUACUACUCUCCACCACCGCCCCAGGGCGGUAGCGGUGGAGGUGGUAAUAAUUACUACUAUUCACCACCUCCACCUGGUGGUGCAAAUAAUGGUAAUUAUUACCCUCCACCUGGUGGUGCAAGUAAUGGUAAUUAUUACCCUCCACCUUACCAAAAUAAUUACCCUUCUGGACCUACUCCACCACCACCAAAUCCUAUUGUUCCAUAUUUCCCAUUCUACUUCUAUAAUCCUCCACCACCUUCACAAUCGUCUGCUUUUAAGCUCACUCAUUAUUAUUCUUCUGAAUCUUCUUUUCUUGGCACUAUGUUCGUUGUCUUCUUGAUUUUCCUUUGAAAAUUCUCAAUGUGAAAUUAAAUAAGGUGUCCAAGGAUCACAGAUCUACAAUCUUUGCAGAGAUGAAAGCAAGAUGAAUUCAGUUGUUGAAGAAUGUUCAAUUAUCUGAAGAAAAAAAAGGAGAAAAAUGGAAGCUUUAAUCUUUGGAUAAGAAGCUGAAGAACUUAUAUUAACUGAAGUGAACUCUUGACUUCUUUCUCUCAUCCAUUGGAGUAAUAUCUGUAAAUUCUUGACCAUUAUUCUUAUGCUUCGUAAUUUUUAGCUUUUUUUGUUUAACUUAGUUGACAUUUAAUGUUUCUAAUUCGUAUAGAAUGUAAGAAAACUUUAGUCAAUUUUGCAAGAAUUAUAUAAAGUCAACUUCUCAUA